AAUAAAACUAAAUUUUUAUUCAUGCACAAAUAGGCAGGAAUUAGAGCGUUAAGGACGCAAAUUUUCUAGAAAUCGACUAUAUAUAGUAUAUUUUUGUGUCCAUUGUUUUAUUUUUUAAAUUAACUAUGUUUAAAAAUUUACAUAUUUAAAAUAACAUAUUUUUAAAUAAUUUUCUUAUUUAACAAUGCCGCCUUAACAAAUUUUUAUUUAUGAAAUUAUUUAUCGAUAGUUCUCUUCACUGUAACAAUUUUAACUAAGUUGGCAGCCACUAUUUCGAUAACAGUUCGUGGAAAUUCAAUAGCAAAACAAUUUUUUGCCAGUUUUUAGACUAAUUGGGCCACAAACAUGUCGCUAACUAUGCGAAUUUUCACCGCAUCGCGCAAUGGUCAGCGCAUGUUUGGCACCCACGGCGCCAGGAUGCUGGCUGCUCAAAAGGCGGAACCGAAAGAUAUCGUACCAGUACCCCAGGGAUACGUCUACGUAAACAAUAAGGAGCAGAGCAUGGAGUUUGCGGAUAUUACUGAUCGUGCCGCCACUACGAUGUUCUUCGGGGAGCUCUUCCGCGGUUUCGCAGUCACCCUGGCACACAUCUUCAAGGAGCCGGCCACCAUCAACUAUCCCUUCGAAAAGGGACCUCUCAGCCCGCGUUUCCGUGGCGAACACGCUCUGCGGCGCUAUCCCAGUGGCGAGGAGCGGUGCAUCGCUUGCAAGCUGUGUGAGGCCAUCUGCCCGGCACAGGCUAUUACCAUUGAGGCAGAGGAACGCGCUGACGGAAGCAGGCGAACCACCCGCUACGAUAUCGACAUGACCAAGUGUAUCUACUGCGGUUUCUGUCAGGAGGCUUGCCCAGUUGACGCCAUCGUGGAAGGACCUAACUUUGAAUUCUCCACGGAGACGCACGAGGAGUUGCUUUACAACAAGGAAAAGCUGCUCUGCAAUGGCGACAAGUGGGAGUCCGAAAUUGCCUCUAACCUGCAGGCCGAUCAUCUCUAUCGUUAAUUUUGGUUGUACCUUUUAGAUUUUCUUGUUUAGAACGAUUUUCCAAUUAAAGAUCGUUGCCGUGGCUGCGUCUUAA
Messenger RNA from Drosophila ananassae, 1075 nucleotides. It is a transcript of the gene ND-23, whose product is annotated as NADH dehydrogenase (ubiquinone) 23 kDa subunit. The coding region runs from base 346 to 999 and encodes 217 amino acids. The transcript is spliced from 3 exons. Gene Ontology annotation, cellular component: membrane. Gene Ontology annotation, biological process: mitochondrial respiratory chain complex I assembly; mitochondrial electron transport, NADH to ubiquinone. Gene Ontology annotation, molecular function: NADH dehydrogenase activity; 4 iron, 4 sulfur cluster binding. The record is from RefSeq and is a predicted model, not a curated record. Lineage: Eukaryota; Metazoa; Arthropoda; Insecta; Diptera; Drosophilidae.